AUGACGAGUACUAACAUCACAUGUCAAAUUCUUGUGCUAGGCUCUAUCGGUAGUGGUCGAACAACAUUAAUAAAAACCAUUAUUGGUGAAAAUAUUGUACAUGAAACUAUAUCUGGAACAAAAUAUGAGCAAAUAAAAUACUUAGAUAAACAUUUAACAUUUAUUAAAAUAUCAACAUUUGAAACAAAUGAUCAUAUUUGGCAUGAAGUACAACAAUUUAUUCGCAACAAUUUACUUCCAAUUCAUGCUAUUUGA
This is a messenger RNA of Rotaria sp. Silwood1, 255 nucleotides long. The record is from the annotation of a GenBank genome assembly. NCBI's taxonomy places the organism in Eukaryota, Metazoa, Rotifera, Eurotatoria, Philodinida, Philodinidae.